GUUCGGGUUCGUUCGAAGAAUUUCUCUCCAUCUAUAUCAAGUAGAAGAGGCCGUGUGCCCCCUCCCCUCCUUACUUUUUUUUUUUCGGACCAACUUGUUUGACCACCGCUUCACUCUUUUAGCGGGCACUCAUUCGUUUGCACAAAGAAAAACACUGUAUACCCAAAUCCAUUCUUGAAUUUCCGUUCUAUCCACCAUGAGGGGUGCUUUCUUGGCUGCCGCGGCUGCCGUUGCCGGUACGGCGAUGGCUGAUGUCGCCCACAUGCGUCGUCAUGAUCAUUUCCACCACAACCGCGCUUAUCAGCCUGAGGCUCCGGCCGAGGGUGAUGAGAAGUGCGAAUGUACCACCAAGGUCAUCACCAUCACUGGCCCUCCCACCCUGGUCCCCAUCAACACCCCGGCUCCUGAGCCCAGCAGCAGCAGCUCUGAGGUCCCCAGCGUUCCCAGCAGCGAAAGCAGCAGCGUCGUGACCUCCGAGGCCGUCACCACCCUCCACUCCACCAGCACUGCCACGGUCACCGUGGUCACCACUCCUGGUGUUGAUGCCACCGGCGUUCAGACUCCCUCGGGCGGUGUCCCUGGCACCCCUGAGGCCUCCUCUCCAGCUGGAACCCCUGAAGCCUCGACUCCCGCUGUCCCCGAGUCCCCUCUCCCCACCCCUGGAGUGACCAGCUUCUCCUCCACCGGUAUCUACACCAUCCCCGCCACCACCGUUACCGUGCGGGACACCACCACCGUCUGCGGUGCUACCACCACUGAGCUGCCCAGCGGUUCUCACACCUUCGGUGGUGUGACCACGGUUGUCUCGACCGCGACCACCGUUACCUGCCCCGUCGCCACCGUUGAGCCCAGCGGUUCCACUGUCACCAGCAAGAUCUACACCACCACCUAUGUCUGCCCCAGCGCUGGUACCUACACCAUUGCCCCCACCACUACCUACGUGCCUACCAGCACCGUCGUGGUCUACCCCACUCCUGCCACCAUCACCCCUGGCACCUACACCCAGGAUGAGCAGACCGUGACCGUCACCCGCACCGACUUCACCUAUGUCUGCCCCUUCACCGGCAAUGACGAGCCCACCUCCGCCCCCGUGGCUCCCUCCACCUCGGCCGUUCCUGCCACCACCACUGCUGCCCCCUCCACCACUUCCGCCGUCGCCACUAGCAGCGCUAGCGCCAGCAGCUCUGCCACCCCUGUCCCUACCGGUGUCAGCGGCCAGCAGAUGGGUAUGACCUACUCUCCUUACACCAACGAGGGUGGCUGCCAGCCCAAGGACCAGAUCCUCAAGGAUGUCGCUCUGAUCAAGCAGAAGGGCUUCACCCACGUCCGUGUCUACUCCACUGACUGCAGCGGUCUUGAGUACAUCGGUGAGGCUGCCCGUCAGAACGGCCUCAAGAUGAUCAUUGGUGUCUUCAUCUCUAGCACCGGCAUCAGCGGUGCCCAGGAGCAGGUGACCGCCAUCAGCAAGUGGGCCCAGUGGGAUCUGGUUACCCUCAUCGUCGUCGGUAACGAGGCCAUCCAGAACGGUUACACUGAUGCUUCCAGCCUUGCUGGCUUCAUCUCCUCUUGCAAGUCCUCCUUCCAGGCCGCCGGCUACUCGGGCCAGAUCACCACCACCGAGCCCAUCAACGUCUGGCAGCAAUCUGGCAGCGCUCUGUGCGGUGCCAUUGACGUCCUUGGCGCUAACCUCCACCCCUUCUUCAACGCUGAUGUUACCCCCGACCAGGCCGGUAGCUUCGUCCGCUCCCAGAUCAAGGACCUUGAGGCCGUCUGUAACAAGGACGUGAUCAACCUUGAGACCGGCUGGCCCAGCCAAGGUAACGCCAACGGCAAGGCUGUCCCCGGUGCCGCCCAGCAGGCCGCCGCUAUCAAGGCUCUCGUUGAGGAGGUCGGCUCUCAGUCCGUCUUCUUCUCCUAUUCCAACGACCUCUGGAAGGAUGCCGGCGAGUUCGACGUCGAGCGCUACUGGGGUUGCAUUGACCAGUUCAAAUAAAUGAUCGUCCGGAUGUCUAUAGUUAAGGAUAUUUAAGGCUUGGAGUUUUUUUUUUUUUUUCUU
Molecule: messenger RNA, 2056 nt
Organism: Aspergillus pseudotamarii
Lineage: Eukaryota; Fungi; Ascomycota; Eurotiomycetes; Eurotiales; Aspergillaceae
Gene: btgE
Product: putative cell wall glucanase (Scw11)
Exons: 2
Coding region: 197-1993 (598 amino acids)
Biological process (GO): cell wall organization
Cellular component (GO): extracellular region; fungal-type cell wall; cell surface
Molecular function (GO): 1,3-beta-glucanosyltransferase activity; glucan endo-1,3-beta-D-glucosidase activity
Source: RefSeq, a predicted model, not a curated record